This is a messenger RNA of Beta vulgaris subsp. vulgaris (sugar beet), 1114 nucleotides long. RefSeq names its product NADPH-dependent aldehyde reductase-like protein, chloroplastic. The record is from RefSeq and is a predicted model, not a curated record. The transcript has a single exon. Lineage: Eukaryota; Viridiplantae; Streptophyta; Magnoliopsida; Caryophyllales; Amaranthaceae. The coding region runs from base 203 to 997 and encodes 264 amino acids. Gene Ontology annotation, molecular function: oxidoreductase activity.
CCCCCUGAAACAAUAAAAUAAAGCGGUCAGCGUCGUAGAAUAAUCAGUUGUAGACUUGUAGUACGUAUAAUUAAUUCCUACAGAUGAGGAGGCACAUAAAUAAAUAGCUGCUCUCAGAUCGUAUAGAUUGAUCAUCACUUUCAGAAUCGCACCUACUUCCCCCAGGCCCCAUCACCAUUCAGAACUCCUAAAAGCUCUUGAAAUGGCAGCAGAAUCAAGUGCACAAUCAUCCAGCACCCUUCCUCUACAAGACAGAGUAGCAAUCGUCACUGGCGCCUCCCGUGGUAUCGGUAAAGAGAUCGCCCUCCACCUGGCUUCCCUCGGCGCCAAAGUUGUAAUCAACUACACAUCAAACGCAACACUAGCACAAGAAGUGGUAAACCAGAUCAACUGUCAUGGGCCUGAUACCAGGGCCGUUGCAGUCCAAGCAGAUGUGUCGGAUCCAGCCCAAGUUGAGGCCCUUUUCAAUGCUGCAGAAGAAGCCUUCCAUGCCCAACCCCAUGUUGUUGUCACUAAUGCAGGCAUCAUUGACCCCAAAUACCCCUCCAUUGCCGAAACCACUGUAGAGAACUUUGACAACAUAAUUGGUGUGAAUCUCAAGGGGACAUUUUUGUGCUGUAAGGAGGCAGCUAAGAGGAUAAAGCGUGAUGGUGGAGGGCGGAUAAUCACGUUCUCAUCUUCACUGGCAGCAGUAUUCCGGCCAGGGUUUGGAGCGUACACGGCAUCCAAAGCAGCAGUUGAGGCAAUGACCAAGAUUUUGGCAAAGGAGCUCAAAGGGACCCGCAUUACUGCUAACUGCGUAGCACCAGGUCCCGUUGCAACUGAAUUGUUCUUUUCUGGUGCCACAGAGGAGCAUAUCCAGGGAUCAAUCAGUGCUUCACCAAUGCAACGUCUUGGUGAGCCAAAGGAUAUUGCACCUCUAGUAGGGUUCUUGGCUGGUGACAGUAGUGAGUGGGUUAAUGGACAGAUCAUUCGAGCUAAUGGUGGAUUCGUAUAAUAAGAGGAGCUUCAGAGUGUUCUUUUUCAGUCAGUCUGUGUUAUUUAGAAUAAACAAUGAGAUUUCCCAGCUUAAGGAUCCUUACAAAUAAAUUCAUUCUGUUAACAACAGUGUUCA